Molecule: messenger RNA, 880 nt
Organism: Zea mays
Lineage: Eukaryota; Viridiplantae; Streptophyta; Magnoliopsida; Poales; Poaceae
Product: uroporphyrinogen decarboxylase 1, chloroplastic
Exons: 2
Coding region: 312-785 (157 amino acids)
Biological process (GO): porphyrin-containing compound biosynthetic process
Molecular function (GO): uroporphyrinogen decarboxylase activity
Source: RefSeq, a predicted model, not a curated record
CAAACAUUAGUAAACCUAUUAAUGUAGUAUAUUUCAACCCAAAGUCAUCUUCUGGUUGCUCUCGUUUUUGAAUAUGUGCUGACCAUUUUAUUCUCAUCAUAAUAUAUACUUUUGAACAUUAACAACUUAUUUGCGAGUGCUGUUUUAUUGAUACCAAUUGUAUGGGUAUAGUUCAGCAAAGCGUUCUGCCCUACACUUUGAUGCUUAUAAAUCUUUUUGCCUCCUCUAUCCUCUAGAUUGAUGGAAAAGCUGCUUUGCUAGGAUUUGUGUGGGCCCCAUGGACAAUUGCAACUUACAUUGUUGAAGGGGGGAUGACCAACACAUACACAAAUAUAAAGAACAUGUGCCAUACAGCUCCCGAUGUCUUGAGGUGUCUUCUAUCUCAUCUUGCAGAAGCGAUAUCUGACUAUAUCAUUUACCAAGUUAACUCCGGGGCCCAGUGUAUACAGAUAUUUGAUUCAUGGGGUGGACAACUUCCACCUCAUGUGUGGGAGCAGUGGUCAAAACCAUAUAUCAAAAAGAUUGUGAAUAGGAUUAAGAAAGAGUGCCCUCAUGUACCCCUUAUGUUGUAUAUAAAUGGAAAUGGAGGUUUACUUGAGCGCAUGAAGGACACAAGAGUUGAUGUUAUUGGCCUUGACUGGACAGUGGACAUGGCUGAUGGAAGGAAGCGCCUUGGUAAUGGAAUUAGUGUACAAGGGAAUGUGGAUCCAGCAUUUCUGUUCUCACCAUUACCAGUACUGAUUGAUGAAAUUCAUAGGUUAGUUAAGACUAAAAAAAUCAUUUAAUUUAUGUUAUUUUGGGUUUUUGGUUAAUGCUCAUGUGCAAUUCAUUAAUGAGAUAACAUAAAACGCUGCCUGAGUAGUAUACAUCUUCAUGUUGG